AUGGAAGCGAUACACACGGCCAUCGCCGGGACAGACGGGAGAGCCGGAGACCCGAACGGAACCGGAGACCCGAACGGAGCCGGCUUACACAGCCGCGCAAAGCCGCCGCCCGCCGAGCCGCCGGUCCCGACCUGCGCGUCUUCCGCCGCCGCCGUGCGCAACUUCAGCUCCGCCGAGCCGCCGGUUCCGACCUGCGCGUCCUCCGCCGUGCGCAACUUCAGCUCCGCCGAGCCGCCGGUUCCGACCUGCGCGUCCUCCGCCUCCUCCGCCGUGCGCAACUUCAGCUCCGCCGUGCCGCUGUACCGCGGCGGCCCGCUGUCGGCCGGCCACAGCCCGCUCGUCCCCGCCAGGCAGCCGUACGGCCGUGCCGAGGAGCGCAUGAAGUCCGACCCUUCGCCGUGGGGGGACUACGGGAACGUACCCGGGACGCUCAAGGACGCCGCGGUAGAAAGUUCGCAGGGGACGAGCGCAAAACCACCGCCGCCGCCGCCCCCCGGAGCCUGCAAGUUCAUCAAAGACGAGAAGGAGCCCGCGGUGGCGGCGCUGGACGGCCACUGCCCCGGCUUCGACUUGGCGUCGGGGAUGCCCGGCCUUGAGCCCUGCUACGACGCGGAGCCACUUCCGCAGCUGGGCUUCGGCGACGACUCCACGGGCUUCACGUGCGCCCAAAGCUCCCCCAACUUUCCCGCAGAUCCGAACCGGGCGGACCAGCUGGCCGGCGCGCCGCCCUACGCCAGGACGGAUCCCAGAUGCGCUCUAUCCGGCAAGGCCGCCGUCGGGUUCGACGCGAUGAGCGGCCCACACGCUGCCCAGCAGAUGUUGCCGCACAAGGUCGAGCCUUCCCGGUGGUCCAUACAGUCCUCUAACGCGGACCCCCAAAUCUGGUGCCAGCCUGCAGGCGUCCCCGAGGACCCCUUCACACGCGGCGCCUAUGAUGCGCUGCAGAGCUCAGCCCUGGCCCAGAGGAGCCCGCUAGCGUUCAGCGUGUUCCCCGGUAUGCCACCUCAGAGGCUGUGCGUGAUCUGUGGGGACGAGGCAUCCGGCUGUCACUACGGGGUCUUAACCUGUGGUAGCUGUAAGGUCUUCUUUAAAAGGGCAGUGGAAGGCCAUCAUAACUAUCUGUGCGCGGGGAGAAACGACUGUAUUGUGGAUAAGAUUCGGAGGAAAAACUGUCCGGCAUGCCGUCUGCGAAAGUGCUAUCAAGCCGGGAUGAUGCUUGGAGGCAGGAAGCUGAAGCGCUUCGGGGCCCUGAAAGCCUUGGGUAUGGCCUCCUCGCUAAUGUUCCAGUCCCACUUGGCCAUGUCCGGGGACAGCCAGGCCUUGACCUCCGCUGCUUGCAUGUCAGGCAUCCGUGAGAUGCAGUUCUCCCCGCAAAUCAUCAAUAUCCUGGAAAACAUCGAACCGGAGACCGUGUACUCUGGUUAUGACAACAUUCAACCCGAUGUGCCCCAUAUACUGCUAAACAGCCUCAACAGACUGUGCGAGCAGCAGCUGUUGUGGAUCGUCAGGUGGUCCAAGUGUCUGCCAGGCUUUCGUUCCCUACACAUCAACGAUCAGAUGACCCUCAUUCAGUUUUCUUGGAUGAACUUGAUGGUGUUCGCUCUUGGGUGGCGGUCCUUCCAGAAUGUGUCCAGUGAAUACUUGUACUUUGCACCAGAUCUGGUUCUUAGCCAGGAGGAGAUGAGAAGAUCUCCGAUAUAUGACCUGUGCCUGGCUAUGCAGUUUAUCCCACAGGAGCUUACGAAUCUUCAAGUUACGCGUGAGGAGUUCCUCUGCAUGAAAGCCAUUAUUAUACUGAACACAGUGCCGCUCGAGGGCUUGAAGAGCCAGGCUGCGUUUGAUGAGAUGAGGCAAAACUACAUUCGGGAGCUGACCAAGGUCAUCCACAUCAAGGAGAAAGGUGUGGUGGCCAGCUCGCAGCGCUUCUACCACCUAACCAAGUUGAUGGAUUCCAUCCACGAGAUUGUGAAGAAAGUGAGCCUGUACUGCCUGAGCACGUUCAUCCAGGCCGACGCCAUGAAAGUGGAGUUUCCAGGCAUGAUGUCAGAGGUCAUUGCCUCCCAGCUUCCCAAGAUUUUGGCAGGCAUGGUGAAGCCCCUCCUAUUUCACAGCAAGUAAACAGGGCUGCACAGAACGCCUCGUUGGUGGAGAGCACGAUUUUUGUGUGUGUGUGGGGGGGGGGGGGGCGUUUUAAUCCCGUUAUAGGAUUAUUCGUCCCACCCCACCAUUACUGGACUCUUCCCACAGUUUGCGAUUUUUUUUUUUCCUGUGCGUCACAAUAUGUUUCUUUCUU
Lampris incognitus (smalleye Pacific opah) is the source of this 2293-nucleotide messenger RNA. RefSeq names its product progesterone receptor (gene pgr). The record is from RefSeq and is a predicted model, not a curated record. NCBI's taxonomy places the organism in Eukaryota, Metazoa, Chordata, Actinopteri, Lampriformes, Lampridae. Gene Ontology annotation, biological process: regulation of DNA-templated transcription. Gene Ontology annotation, molecular function: sequence-specific DNA binding; DNA-binding transcription factor activity; zinc ion binding. The transcript has 8 exons. The coding region runs from base 1 to 2118 and encodes 705 amino acids.